Messenger RNA from Branchiostoma floridae (Florida lancelet), 2622 nucleotides. RefSeq names its product signal recognition particle subunit SRP68-like. Bases 58 to 1791 code for a protein of 577 amino acids. The transcript has 8 exons. Lineage: Eukaryota; Metazoa; Chordata; Leptocardii; Amphioxiformes; Branchiostomatidae. Gene Ontology annotation, cellular component: signal recognition particle, endoplasmic reticulum targeting. Gene Ontology annotation, biological process: SRP-dependent cotranslational protein targeting to membrane. Gene Ontology annotation, molecular function: endoplasmic reticulum signal sequence receptor activity; signal recognition particle binding; 7S RNA binding. The record is from RefSeq and is a predicted model, not a curated record.
GGAGACUGCAGUUUGCCUCUGUCGUCAGCAGCUUCGUCUGCACACCACCGUGUCAGCAUGGCGGCAGAGAAAAACCAAACUUCGGGAGACCAAAAUUCGGACGUUUUACCGCAAGAGGGGACGGAGGACGAGCAAAACAAGGUGGUUCUGACCCUAGAGAUCCUGCAGACGAUAAAAGAUGCGCAGCAAACCCACGGACUGAGGCAUGGGGACUACCAACGCUACAGGGGAUAUUGCGCCCGCCGUCUGCGGAGGCUUAGGAAGGGGCUCCACUUCACGUGCGGAAAUCGACACAAGUUCCAGCGGAAGCCAAUCACAGAGGAGCUCCUGUCAGAGCAGCGGUUCCUCCUGAUGCCCCUGAUGGAGGCUGAGAGGGCCUGGAGCUAUGCUAUGCAGUUGAAACAAGAAGCGAACACAGAACACAGGAAACAGUUCCACAUGGUGAGCCGUAUGAAGAAAGCUGCCGGACACGCCGCAACACUGGCCAGGCUAUGUGACUCUGACAAGGUUGAUGCGAGGACCAAGCUGGAAGCCCAGGCCUACAGUGCGUGGAUGCAGGGGUCACUAGAGUUCGAGGUCCAGCUCUGGGAGGCCGCGCUUAACCACUUCAACGAAGCCAAGACGAUCUACGAGAAACUGAGCAGCGCCCUGCCGGAGGACGCGAGGAUGGUGUACGACCUCAGGGUGGAGGACAUCAAGCCCAGUAUACGAUAUUGCGCGUACAACAUCGGAGACCAGUCCGCCAUGGAGGACCUGCUACAGAUGAGGGUCAAGUCAGGAGCACAGGGCAUGCUGGGAGAUAAGCUGGAUGAGCUGGUUGCCCAGACGAGGGAGAAGCAGGCAGCGACCAUCAGUGAGGUCACCUGGCAGGGCAGGACUGUGUCUGUCAAACAGGAACAGGUGCGACUGUUCCUGUUGAGUUACCAGGAGAGUUCCACAGACCUCCAGGCUGCACCUGACACCAACAGUAAACUGGAGGUGUAUGAGAAGCUACUGAUGGACUGCAAGGAUGCCAUGCAGGUUCUACGCGGAGAGCUGCGUGAGGACCCGUCAGCCCGUGCUGCGCAGGCGGAGGGGAAGACAUCCCAGCUGGCCCACCUGCUGACGUACCUGACCUACAUCCGUAACACGAUCACCAUCCAGCGUAACCUCCUCAUGGCAGACACGGUCAAGGCCUCGCUCAGUCCUGGUGCAGCUGUGGACGGCCGGCGGGCAGCAAAACCACAGGACCUGGUACGACUCUACGACAUCAUCCUCCAGAACGUGGAGGAGCUACGACAACUCCCCGGUAUCCAGGACGACGCAACGAUGGCGCAAAACCUCGAAGCUCAGAGCGACGCCUGCAAAGCCUACCGUAGUUUCUACAUCGCUAAGUCGUACGCCGUCAGCCAAAAGUGGAAGGAAGCGGUGGCGUUGUACGACCAGGCUCUCGUGCAGGGGAAGACGGCGCUCGGGUUGUACGCAAGUCUACCGGAUUCCGCCGACAGAAUAGCCGAGCUGGAGGGACUGGUGGCGGAAGUUCACGCCAACAAAUCGUCUUCUCACGCCUCAUGUAUUCUGGACUCGCCGACCUCACCGGACGAACAGGACUUAACGCUAAACGACACCGGCGCCAAUAUGGUCACCUUCCCGCCCAACUUCCAACCAAUCCCCUGCAAGCCGCUCUUCUUCGAUCUGGCGCUAAAUCACGUGGAGUUCCCGUCGUUACAGGACCGACUCGCCGAGCAGAAAAAGGGCGGGGGGAUAGCAAAUAUGGUCAAAGGAUGGUUCUGGGGAGGGGGUAAUAAAUAAGGGGGGUCUAAAAAUAAAGGGGGGUAGAAAUAAAAGGUCACCAUGUUAUUUGUCCACAUCUAAUAAUUUGGCUGAAACAAAUUUACUGGAAUGAUUUUGGAGAUUGAAAAAGUAAGGACAGUGAAUUGCCUGACAUCAUUUAUAAUCUUCACGUCCAGUAUGAAGGACAUGGAAACAAAUUUGCCAGUGACAAAAGGAAAGAUGUACCAUUUCCUUUUUCAUGUAGAGUGGCAAGAACCUCAUUUGUGGUCCGAAGACAGAUAGAGCAUUUAUAAACAUUGUUGUAUUGCUACAGAAACAGCCUUAGCAACCCAUUCUCAGGGACCAUCAUGGCCCAACAGACUAUCUACAUGCACAAAGUCUUACCAGUGUAGAGGUUUGUCAAUUAAAAUGUACCAGAAAAUGUAUACUGUAAUUCUCAAACGUAUGUCCAUUAUUUCCAAGACCUGUCAAAUAAUUUUUCUUAUUUAACAUAAACUAUGUUAUAAACUGAUUUUGUAAGCUCAAAUCAUUUGGAAAAAUUAUGUUAUGGGCCCUUCAAAUUCAAAGCCCAUUUUUAGUACUAGUAUACUACCGUCCAUGCAAGGAUAAAAGAUAAAAGAUGUAUGUAAGAAGCGAUCCAUUCCCUGCUUUGAUAUGCGAAGGUACACGGAUAACAAUAUGGGGUUCAAUUGUUGUUUUUUUGUAAUUAUGUAAUAAUGUUACAGUAAUGAAAGCAGAAAGCAAGCAAUGAAACACAUUUAAUCUGAUAUAUGCCUAUGUAGAGUUAUGAAUUCAUUUUGAAAUGUUAUCAAAACAUUUUUCAUGCCAAUAAAAGGUGUAUAAUUGGCA